Messenger RNA from Cladophialophora psammophila CBS 110553, 4533 nucleotides. RefSeq names its product ATPase. The transcript has 11 exons. Gene Ontology annotation, molecular function: ABC-type transporter activity; ATP binding; ATP hydrolysis activity. Bases 1 to 4533 code for a protein of 1510 amino acids. Gene Ontology annotation, biological process: transmembrane transport. Gene Ontology annotation, cellular component: membrane. The record is from RefSeq and is a predicted model, not a curated record. NCBI's taxonomy places the organism in Eukaryota, Fungi, Ascomycota, Eurotiomycetes, Chaetothyriales, Herpotrichiellaceae.
AUGAGUAGAGGCCACGAGGCUCAUCGUCCGCCGCCAACGGGCGAUUCCCUCGACCGCGAAAUAUCGACCAGCAGCUCUGAAGGUCCAGCAUUCGAGCCAAUCCGAACACGAAAAACAAGAGACACUGACGAGUAUCGAUUCGACGACGGAGAAGACGCAAAUCGAGAUGAGCUUGCAAAGAUUGCAUCCAUUUUGUCCGGAGCUCGAACUCGCACCAUCACCAGCGAUGGCCUGCAGAGACAAGACACUGUUGCCGGCAUGGGCAUUGAAUCCCCGGAAUUUGAUCCUAAUAGUCCCUCAUUCAACUUUUACCUAUGGAUCCGCAAGUUCCUCCAGCUGCUCGAACAGCAGAACAUCAAACUGCGAAGAUCUGGCUUCACUUUCAAGAAUCUUGGUGUUUCUGGAAAAGGAUCCGCCCUAGUACUCCAGCAGAAUGUUGGCUCCAUCUUCAUGCAACCCUUCCGCAUCCGUGAACUUUUCAAACACCCUGUUGAGAAACAAAUAUUGCGCAACUUCAAUGGACAUGUUGACAGUGGAGAUUUGCUGAUUGUCCUCGGUCGACCCGGCAGUGGCUGCUCUACAUUCCUCAAAACCAUCUGUGGUGAGCUCCAAGGCCUCCAGUUGUCAAAGGACUCCAAGAUCACCUACAGUGGAAUCCCGCAGGAACUCUUUGUGAAGGAGUUCAAAGGCGAGGCAAUAUACAAUCAAGAGAACGAAAAGCACUUUCCUCACCUGACGGUGGGAGAGACUCUCAACUUCGCCGCUGCAUGUCGCACUCCAUCCAACAGGAUUCUGGAUGUUCCUCGAGAUGUUUGGGCCAAAUACAUGGCAUCUGUCAUGAUGAAUAUCUUCGGUUUGUCACAUACCCGAAAUACCAAAGUUGGGGAUGAUUUCGUUCGUGGUGUUAGCGGCGGAGAGCGUAAACGUGUCAGUAUCGCCGAGAUGGCUCUAGCAGGUUCGCCAAUCGCUGCAUGGGACAACUCCACUCGUGGUCUUGAUUCGCAGACCGCUCUCGAAUUCGUUCGUUCGCUCAGGAUUGCUGCGGACUUCGCAGGUCUCACUUCUCUCAUUGCAAUCUACCAGGCUUCACAAGCCAUCUAUGACUUGUGUGACAAGGCAAUCGUGCUCUACGAAGGGAGACAGAUUUACUUUGGGCCUUGUGAUGAGGCUCGAGCAUACUUUGAAGACAUGGGCUGGUAUUGUCCUCCUAGACAAACCACGGGCGACUUCUUGACGUCCGUCACCAACCCAAGGGAGAGACAGCCCAGAGAAGGCCUCGAGAACAAGGUUCCUCGUACACCUGAGGAAUUUGAAAAAUACUGGCUGGAAAGCUCUCAGUACAAAGCGUCUCAAGAGCAGACAAACCACGCAGAAGAAGUCGAUGCCGACGGAAAAGAAGCUCUUCAGACCUUCAGAGAGGCUCAUCAACAGAGGCAAGCCGAGCAUAUGCGCCCGAAAUCACCAUACGUGAUAAGCAUUCCGAUGCAAAUUCGCCUUUGCGUUACGCGAGCAUAUCAGAGACUCUGGAAUGACAAAGCGUCGACUAUCGCUGUCAUCUUCAGCCAGAUCGCACAAGCCCUGAUCAUCGGAUCCAUCUUUUUCGGCACUCCGCUUUCCACUAGCAGUUUCUUCGCUAAAGGAUCUGUUCUCUUCUUCGCUGUUUUGCUCAGUGCUCUGCAAUCUAUCGUUGAGAUCAACACCUUAUACAGCCAAAGACCCAUUGUCGCCAAGCACAAGUCCUAUGCCUUCUAUCAUCCAUUCACGGAGGCUGUUGCAGGUAUUGUGGCUGAUUUGCCCAUCAAAUUCUGCACAACUACCGUAUUCAACAUCAUCCUGUACUUCCUAGCUGGGCUGAGGUACAGGGCGUCAAAUUUCUUCAUAUUCUUCCUGUUCAACUUUAUGGCCAUGUUGACCAUGUCAGCGAUCUUUCGAACAACGGCAGCAGUCACAAGAACCAUUUCGGCCGCUAUGGCCAUUGCCGGUGUCAUGGUCCUUUGGAUAGUUAUAUACACGGGCUUUACGCUGCAAAGAUCAUUCAUGCAUCCCUGGUUCAAAUGGUCCUCUUGGAUCAAUCCAAUCGCCUACGCAUUUGAGUCGCUCCUUGUCAACGAAGUUCAUGGCCGGGACUUCCCAUGUGCACCUACGAGCUUGGUCCCACCCUACGGCACUGGCGACAAUUUCCAAUGCGCUGUUGCUGGCGCCGUGGCUGGCCAAACCGCCGUUUCCGGUGAUUCAUGGGUAUCGUCGUCCUAUGGGUAUUCUUACAGCCACAUCUGGCGCAAUCUCGGCUUUCUCUUUGCGUUUAUGAUAUUCUUCUUCGCCCUCUACUUUAUCGCUACUGAAAUCAACUCCGACACAACCUCGACCGCCGAAUUCCUGGUCUUCAGAAGAGGUCAUGUCCCAUCGUACCUACAAGGCGGCAAGCGUGACGAAGAGCAGACACAAGCCGACGAAAAGGGCGUGGAAUCGGCGGAAGAAAAGCAAGCCAAGGAAGUCAAAGCUCUACCUGCGCAAAAGGACAUCUUCACUUGGCGGAAUGUGACACUCGACAUCAAAAUCAAGGGCGAGCCUCGAAGGUUACUUGACGGCGUUUCAGGAUGGGUAAAGCCCGGUACUUUGACCGCCCUAAUGGGUACUUCAGGAGCCGGUAAGACUACUUUGCUGGAUGCCUUGGCGCAGAGAAUCAAGAUAGGUGUUUUGACAGGCGAUAUGCUUGUCAACGGUAAACCCCUUGAUCGUUCCUUUCAACGCAAGACGGGUUAUGUGCAGCAACAAGACCUUCAUCUUGAGACCACCACCGUCAGAGAAGCACUUCGGUUUUCAGCUUACCUUCGGCAACCGAACUCAGUCACAAAGAAAGAGAAGGAUGACUUCGUUGAAGAAGUUAUCAAAAUGCUCAACAUGGAAGAUUUCGCCGAAGCUAUCGUUGGAAAUCCUGGGGAAGGUCUCAACGUUGAACAGCGUAAACUGCUUACGAUCGGUGUCGAACUCGCAGCAAAGCCUGCUCUCCUUAUUUUCCUCGACGAACCCACCUCAGGCUUAGAUUCCCAGAGUUCUUGGUCCAUUGUUGCCUUCCUUCGAAAACUGGCAGAUUCAGGGCAAGCAAUUCUCUGCACUAUCCAUCAGCCAUCCGCCAUCCUCUUUCAAGAAUUUGACCGACUCCUCUUCCUGAUGAAAGGAGGCAAGACGAUUUAUUUCGGCGACAUCGGCAAGAAUUCCAGGACUCUGUUGGACUACUUUGAACGGAAUGGUGCUCCCAAGUGCGACGACGACGCAAACCCUGCCGAGUAUAUGCUCGAUAUCUGCGGGAAGAAGUCUGACCGUGACUGGAGCGAAGUGUGGAAGACGACCCCGGAAGCUCAAGAGGUGCAAGCAGAACUGGAUCGGAUCCAGGAGGCUAAGCGAUCCGAGCCGGCAGCAGAUGCAUCGUCCACAUCCGAAUUUGCAAUGCCACUUACUGCUCAGAUCUACCAUGUCACUCACCGGGUGUUUCAACAGUAUUGGAGAACGCCUUCUUAUAUCACCGGCAAAUUUCUCUUGGGGAUAAUGUCUGCAUUGUUCAUCGGUUUCUCAUUCUACAAGCAGAAUACUACCUCGACCGGAUUGCAGAACACGAUAUUCGGUAUUUUUAUGCUUGUCACGAUCUUUUCGUCCCUCGUCCAACAAAUCAUGCCUCGCUUUGUCAUCCAGCGAUCCCUCUACGAAGUCCGGGAGCGUCCAUCCAAGGCAUAUUCGUGGAUCGCUUUCCUUGUCGGCAACAUCUUCGUCGAAAUUCCCUACCAGGUGGUCUUAGCCGUCCUGAUGUGGAUCUCGUGGUACUUUGCCAUCUUCGGCAAGAAUCAAAGCGACGAAACGAGAGGGCUGAUGCUGCUUUUCGUGGUACAAUUCAUGGUCUUCACAAGCACUUUUUCCCAUAUGAUCAUUGCAGCCAUGCCCGACGCGGAAACGGCGGGAAAUAUUGCCACACUGUUGUUUAGCAUGAUGCUCACUUUCAAUGGUGUCCUGCAGAAUCCCUCUGCCUUACCCGGCUUUUGGAUAUUCAUGUAUCGAGUAUCGCCCAUGACCUACCUCAUCGCUGGCUGGGCGGGGACAGGUCUGCGAGGUCGGCUUGUCCACUGCGCCCAGAACGAGCUCGCCAAGUUUGACCCUCCAUCCGGCCAAACCUGCGCGCAGUACCUGGCCGCAUACUUGAACGGGGGCGCGCCAGGACAGCUGUACAAUCCCAACGCGACCAGCCAAUGCCAGUACUGCCCGCUCACGUCGGCAGACCAGUUUCUGGCCGCCAGCGAGAUCUACCCAAGCGACAGAUGGCGGAAUUUUGGGAUCGGGUUCGCGUAUAUCAUCUUCAACAUCUUUGCCUGCAUCGCCCUGUACUACCUCUUCCGCGUCCGACGCAUCAGCAUCCACAGCCUCGCCAAGGGCCCCGCUCGCAUCAUGGAUCUCAUCCUCAAUCAGGGCCUCAGGAGGCUGUUCGCAAGACACGCGGAGCCCACGCCGCCCGGCAAAGAGGCGGAACUGCACCGCGCUUUCUAG